AUGUACACCCAAAUCUCUCAACUCACCACCGCUCUCGCCAUCCUCUUCACUCUCACCACCGCACUUCCUGCUCCUCUCGACACAAAUACAAAAAUAUCUUCCUGUUCCACCGAUACCGUUGAUUCCACAUGCAUUGAUACAUAUAAUACUUGUAUGACAGCUGCAUCUGGGAACAAUGAUGCGAUUGCUAGUUGCGCAGUCACCCUCUCCACCUGCACAAGCGCAAGCGCGAAAAGAGAUGAGGAAAAACAUGGAGAAGAGAGUAGCAACAGUCUGUACGAAUGGUGCGUGGGGAAGUGUGGCGUGUGUGGGCGCGUUUGGCACGUGUAUGAAGGAGGCGAAUGGGGCGGGGGAGAUUACAAGUUGUGCGUUGGCGUUGAGUGCGUGUGAGGUGGGGGUUAAUACGAAGUGA
Molecule: messenger RNA, 412 nt
Organism: Botrytis porri
Lineage: Eukaryota; Fungi; Ascomycota; Leotiomycetes; Helotiales; Sclerotiniaceae
Exons: 2
Coding region: 1-390 (129 amino acids)
Source: RefSeq, a predicted model, not a curated record